UCCUUUUUUUUUAACCCCCUUCUCGACCACGUGGAGGAGCAGCUCUCAGUCAAUAGACGUCCGCACGGAACUCAUCGGCUUUACUUUUAUUUAUUUUUUUACCGUCCCCGGCGCGACGCUGAUCCCGGUGUGAGAUGUCGGCGGCAGGACAGACCUCCAGGAGCCUGGAGAUCCCGGCUGUCCGCAGGAUCGCCAUCCACGAUGCAGCCCACAUGCCGAAGGAGUACUCCACGACCCCGGGGGGGACUAUGUUCAGCACCACACCAGGAGGUACCAGAAUCAUCUACGACAGGAAGUUCCUGCUGCAGUGUCGGACCUCUCCUCUGGCCCUCACUCCUCCCAAACUUCCCGAUAUUCCCGGAGUCACAAGGCCGCUCCACCCGGACUCGUCCCACAAUGAAAACCGGCCCGAGGAAUUAGCCAGCAACAACGAGGACGACCACAGCCUGCACACAGAGGAGAACUCGGCGGAGGACGCCCAGUUUGAAAUGGACAUCUGAAUGUUGGCAGCGAUAAGGAAUGAAGUGACGCUAGCAUUUAUGUUUUUAUGAAACGGUUGAGAGAACAAGUCCAGUCUUAGUCAGCGAAGCAACAACAGCAUAUUUUCUAAUGUCUAAUACUUGCUAAAAUCUUAAAGCUAAAGCUGAUUAAAAAAUGUUUUUUUUA
This is a messenger RNA of Fundulus heteroclitus (mummichog), 666 nucleotides long. RefSeq names its product eukaryotic translation initiation factor 4E-binding protein 3-like. The transcript has 3 exons. Gene Ontology annotation, biological process: negative regulation of translational initiation. NCBI's taxonomy places the organism in Eukaryota, Metazoa, Chordata, Actinopteri, Cyprinodontiformes, Fundulidae. Gene Ontology annotation, cellular component: cytoplasm. The coding region runs from base 135 to 500 and encodes 121 amino acids. Gene Ontology annotation, molecular function: eukaryotic initiation factor 4E binding. The record is from RefSeq and is a predicted model, not a curated record.